Molecule: messenger RNA, 933 nt
Organism: Penicillium paradoxum
Lineage: Eukaryota; Fungi; Ascomycota; Eurotiomycetes; Eurotiales; Aspergillaceae
Product: LysM peptidoglycan-binding domain-containing protein
Exons: 1
Coding region: 1-933 (310 amino acids)
Source: RefSeq, a predicted model, not a curated record
AUGUCGACGCCAACAAGCACUGGAGUCACAACUCCGACUCCAACCCUUAGUGGCAUGACUCAAGGAUGCAGCAAAUUUCACAAGGUAGUGAAAGAUGAAGGCUGUCAAUCCAUCGCAGAUGACGCUGGUAUUUCUGAGACAGACUUUUUGUCCUGGAAUAACAUCGACGAUGACUGCACGAAUCUCAAAUAUGACUACUACGUCUGUAUUGGAAAACCUGCCUCGACCUCUGAGACAGCCACCAGUACUGGAAUCACCACCCCUAAGCCAACACAAACCGGCAUGGCCGAGGGGUGUGACAGAUUCCACAAGGUCCUCAAAGAUGAAGGCUGUCAAUCUAUCGCCGACGAUAGCAAAAUUUCCCUGGAUGAUUUCCUGAGCUGGAAUCCGGAUGUUGGAGACACCUGCACAAAUCUUAAAUAUGACUUCUACGUCUGUGUUGGCAAACCUACCUCAACGUCUGGAUCCGCCACCAGCACUGGGAUCACCACCCCUAAGCCAACACAAACCGGCAUGGCCGAUGGGUGUGACAGAUUCCACAAGGUCGUCAAAGAUGAAGGCUGUCAAUCUAUCGCCGAUGAUAGCCAAAUUUCCCUGGAAGAUUUCCUGAGCUGGAAUCCGGAUGUUGGAGGCACCUGCACAAAUCUCCUGUAUGACUUCUAUAUUUGUGUGCACAGGAAUCCAUCCCUUGCUACUUCGACAAACGUAGGUCCAACCCUCACAACCACCACCGGGGGUACCACUCCAACUCCGACGCAGACUGGCAUGGUUGCGGGUUGUACUGCCUUCCAUAAAGUGGAGCAAGGUGAGUGGUGUCAGCUGAUUGCGGACGACAGUAAAAUCUCUCUGAAGGAUUUGCUGGCGUGGAACCCGGAUGUUGGCAGUGACUGCACGAAUCUCAAGUAUGACUUCUAUGUCUGCGUGGGCCAGUAG